This is a messenger RNA of Pochonia chlamydosporia 170, 1302 nucleotides long. RefSeq names its product glycosyl transferase. The record is from RefSeq and is a predicted model, not a curated record. NCBI's taxonomy places the organism in Eukaryota, Fungi, Ascomycota, Sordariomycetes, Hypocreales, Clavicipitaceae. The coding region runs from base 1 to 1302 and encodes 433 amino acids. Gene Ontology annotation, cellular component: mannan polymerase complex. Gene Ontology annotation, molecular function: alpha-1,6-mannosyltransferase activity. The transcript has 4 exons. Gene Ontology annotation, biological process: protein N-linked glycosylation.
AUGCUCCUCUCUCCUCGCUUUCUGCGAGUACGCCCGCGCGUGCUGGUUCUCGCAGGUAUCGUCUUUUGUGUUGUUCUUUGGUCUCUUCUUUCGGGCUCUGGCAAGCGCCCUCAGCUCCUGGAUCAAGAAACAAUUCGACGGAGAUUUCCCCUGGCUUGGGAACAUAUUCAGCAGUUCAAUCGUUCAGACAGCGGAGCUUGGUAUAUCCCCCCCUCAUGGCAGGGCGACCAUGCCGAACCCGAACACAUCCUCGAGGCUGCCAAGUUUGCCUCCGACGCCGCCAAACUAAGUCCCCAUCGACAAAUGCCCUAUUCCAAUAUUCCUCUUGUCGUUCACCAGAAGUGGAACGACGCCGACCUCACCCGACUCAACAGCGAUCUUCUAAGCUACAUUGAGAGAUGGCUCGAGUACUCUACCUCUGCAAACGAUACGUUCCGCGAGAUGGCAUAUUUCUUCUGGGCGGAUGCGGGCGUCUCGGCGUUGGUGAACACAUACGAGCCCGACUUUUUGGCAGAUUAUCAAUCCAUGUUCUCUAGGGUCGAAAAGGUUGAUAUUUUCCGAGUCUUGGCCUGCAAGUGGUUCGGCGGUAUCUACGGCGACGUUGAUACCGAACCACUCCAACACCCUGCCGAUUGGAUUCAAAAAGAGGACAUCACGCAGUGGACUGAUGAAGAAACUGGCGACAUCUACGGCAUGGAAUUGCCUACGGGCAAAGGCGCAGACGCCAAGCUAGCAGAAAUUCGGCCUGUCAACCUCCUCUGGGGACUCGAGGCAGACACGGACCCUAAUAGCGAUCAGUACUGGCGAAUGGGCUAUUCACACCCCGUGCAACUUACAAACUGGGCCAUGGCCUCUGCGCGCCAGCACCCUGUUCUGUAUCGCUUCAUGGACCGCUUGCAGGACAAGCUUGUGACCGAAAAACAGGCGACAUUACAGUCGGAAAAUGGGCACACGGCCAAGGAUCACGACCCGUUGACCCGUACCGGGCCGGCAGCUGUGACAGAAGCCACCAUUAUUUGGCUCAAAAAACAAGUUGGCCUGCGGUGGAAUGCAAUGUCAGGCUUGAAAGACGGCGGACGCGCCAAGCUGGCAUCGGAUGUGCUCGUUUUGCCCAUCACUGGCUUCAGUCCUGGCCGCGGCAAGUUCGGCAACAUGGGCUCCAAGCCGUACACAGACCCGGAUGCCCGACUGGCUCACCACGCCAUGGGAUCGUGGCACAAGUUUGAUCCUGUCGUGGAAUACGGCAAGUUCUGUCGAACUUUUUUCGGCAUGUGCAAGGACUGGAGCAAGGUGCCGUCAUGA